AUGGGCUAUAUUGUUUCUUCUGAUAGUAAUGAGCUUUCAUAUUCGGGUUGGGCUGAAUGGUCUCCUUUGACAGUUGUACCUAUUUCUUCAAUUGAGCCCAAAAAUUUCAAAGAGACAGCUGAAGAAACUAGGCCUAUUGAGAAUAAGCCUUCUAAAAUGGUGGGACUUGGCAUGUGUAACUUAGGCAACACAUGUUUUCUAAAUGCGGUUGUGCAAUCUUUUAUGCACACCGUAGUGUUUCUUGAGCUACUUGCAUCGAUUGAUCAUGUAUCGCCAUGCGAUAAUCACACAGUCGGAUUUUGUGUAGUUUGCAUGAUCCGAGAUCUAGUUGACCUUUCUAUGGCUGGUGCCUUUGAUUAUGUCUCGCCGAAAAAAAUUGUUAGCCACUUGAGAGAUUUUUCACCCGAUUUCGAUUGGUAUCAACAAGAAGAUGCACAUGAAUUCUUACAGUGCUUUCUCAAUAAACUCGAAUAUUGUUGUUACAAUCUAGAACCACAAGACAACAUUGUGAAGGAGGCCUUUGGUGGUCGUUUUGUGAGCAAGCUCCGUUGUUGCAAUUGUGAUCAUUUCUCUGUCACACACGAGCCUUUAAUCGACAUAAGCUUAGAGAUUGAAGACAUUGACAAUGUACCAGCAGCACUAGAGUCUUUCACUAAAAUCGAAAAAAUUGAGUUUUAUUGUGAAAAGUGCAAGACACAAGGGCCAUUUGAGAAGCAGCUCAUCGUUGAUCGUGCCCCUUCUGUUGUUGCCCUACAUUUGAAGAGAUUCAAAAAUAACAUAAUAGUUGUUCAGAAGGUAGACAAGCAUGUUUCAUUUCCGUUGGAAUUGGACAUGCUUCUUUAUACCAACAAAAUCAAUAAUGAAGAAAUGAAAUAUGAUCUCUACGCAAUUAUAGUGCAUUCCGGACCUUCAAUAUCUUCAGGACAUUAUUACAGCUUCAUUCGUUGUGCUCCAAAUGAAUGGUACAAAUUUAAUGACGAGCAGGUUGUUUUUGUUGAAGAAGAUUUUGUUUUAGCACAAGAGGCCUAUAUUGUGUUUUAUGCAAGGAGAGGCACUCCAUGGUUUUCAGAUUAUAUCCAAAUCCAUAGGGCCUUCGUAAAUCUGAUUAUCCCCACAACUUCUCCGUGCAUUCCAAAUAAUCAUGCUUUCGAUGUUGGUGAAUUCAAUAAUGUUGCAGAUGAGACAAAUAUGAAGCAUGAACUCAACAAGAUUGAGCAAGAUGAUUUCCCUGAUCAGGAAUAUUCCAAAGAUCAAUUGCAGGACGUGAAAAUAAAGCACGUGUGUUCAAGGGAUGAAGAAUUCAUGGAUGCAUUGCAUGGCGGCUCACAUGUAAGUUUUGUGAAUGAAAAGAAGAGGAAGCUGGAAGAUUCUCCGAGUAGAGACGAUUGA
Molecule: messenger RNA, 1389 nt
Organism: Solanum tuberosum (potato)
Lineage: Eukaryota; Viridiplantae; Streptophyta; Magnoliopsida; Solanales; Solanaceae
Product: ubiquitin carboxyl-terminal hydrolase 20-like
Exons: 8
Coding region: 1-1389 (462 amino acids)
Biological process (GO): protein deubiquitination
Cellular component (GO): cytosol; nucleus
Molecular function (GO): cysteine-type deubiquitinase activity
Source: RefSeq, a predicted model, not a curated record